AUGUCGUUGAGACAUCACCCAAAAGCCUACGGAUCGGUGGCGGUAGCCAUCGCCUUUAUUGCUGGUAUUUUUGUGACCCUCGGUUUCAAAGACUUCUACCCGGAUCUGGAAAGACGGUAUCAGCAAAACCGGCGGAACAAUAAGCGGACUCGGAAGCCAACCACUUCAGACUCGGACAUGCGACGACGGUCCAGUCUUUUCUGGGGUCCAGUGCAAUUAGAAGAUCGCGAGAAGAAGCUAGAAUUACAGUUACCGCCAUCAGCCGGUGUGGUAGAAGGUAUCGAAGGCUGCAUUGGCAACACGCCGCUGGUCGAGAUCAAGAGCCUAUCUGAUGCAACGGGUCGCACCAUCCUGGCCAAGGUCGAGUUCCUCAACGGCGCCGGAAACAGUCCCAAGGACCGCGUGGCACUCAACAUGAUCCAGGUGGCUGAGGAGGAUGGACUGCUGAGCCCGGGGCGAGGAGACACUAUCUACGAAGGAACGGUGGGAAGCACGGGCAUCUCGCUUGCGGCGCUCGCCCGCGCAAAGGGGUAUAAAGCGCACAUAUGCAUGCCCAACGACCAAAGCUUGGAGAAGUCAGAUCUUCUGCAUCAUCUCGGGGCAACGGUUGAGCGUGUGCCCGUUGCGCCAAUCACUUCCCCGGAUCAUUUUGUCAACCUGGCUAGGAGGAGGGCGCAGGAGCACACCGACUCGAAUGAAGAUUCAAGCCGCGGCUUCUUUGCUAAUCAAUUCGAGUCGCACUCCAAUUGGCAGGCGCAUUUCAAGACCACGGGGCCUGAGAUAUUCUACCAAACCAGCGGCCAUGUAGACGCCUUUGUAGCAGGUGCCGGCACGGGAGGCACGAUUGCGGGUGUCGCCAAGUAUCUGAAGGAGGAAGCGAAGCUGGCCAACCUAAAAAUUGUUCUCGCCGACCCGCAGGGCAGUGGCCUGUACAACAAGGUCAGGCAUGGCGUCAUGUACUCGAGCACCGAGAAGGAGGGCACCAGGCGGCGGCAACAGGUCGACACCAUCGUCGAGGGCAUUGGCAUCAACCGAAUCACCGAGAACUUCGAGGCGGGCAGGGACUUGAUCAGUGACGCGGUCAAAGUCACGGACGAGCAGGCUUGCAAGAUGGCGCGCUGGCUGGUUGAGAAUGAUGGUAUCUUUGCUGGCAGCAGCAGUUCCGUCAACUGUGUUGCUGCCGUUGUCACUGCUUUGAGCUUGCCCGAGGGAAGUCAGAUUGUGACAGUUCUUUGCGACUCGGGGACGAGACACCUGAGCAAGUUCUGGAAGCAGGUUGCCAAGAUGGGCCUCGAAGACGAGCCCAAGCCCGAAAGCCUGACCGAGCUGCUGGGUAUCAAGCAGGACUCAUAA
This is a messenger RNA of Pseudomassariella vexata, 1353 nucleotides long. RefSeq names its product cysteine synthase-like protein. Gene Ontology annotation, molecular function: cysteine synthase activity. Bases 1 to 1353 code for a protein of 450 amino acids. Lineage: Eukaryota; Fungi; Ascomycota; Sordariomycetes; Amphisphaeriales; Pseudomassariaceae. Gene Ontology annotation, cellular component: cytoplasm. The record is from RefSeq and is a predicted model, not a curated record. The transcript has a single exon.